Haliotis rufescens (red abalone) is the source of this 1044-nucleotide messenger RNA. RefSeq names its product O-methyltransferase MdmC-like. The record is from RefSeq and is a predicted model, not a curated record. Gene Ontology annotation, molecular function: S-adenosylmethionine-dependent methyltransferase activity; O-methyltransferase activity. The transcript is spliced from 6 exons. The coding region runs from base 96 to 914 and encodes 272 amino acids. NCBI's taxonomy places the organism in Eukaryota, Metazoa, Mollusca, Gastropoda, Lepetellida, Haliotidae.
AAAAGUUUACAGACGAAGCACUGGUGGGGAACGCCUUUCACCGGAGACAACUUUUCCAGUCGGAAUAAAGCUGAAUUUUAUAGAAGACUUCACCUAUGGCGACAAGAAAGGGAAUUAAACUCCUUAGCAAGGUGAUGGCUCGUGACCCUGCUGUGGAGCACUUAUGUGGACUCCUCACACGGUCGCAGCGGCCUGACACACCCUCCGACGUUGCUGAGAGUAUUCACAGAGUCCUGGGCCUGAUUGAAGCGAGGGAGAAUUACUGUCAGAAAUUAACAAUGCCGGAACCCCCGAAUACCCGGAUGAUCUGCGAAAAGACGUACAAAAUGCCAUGGAAGAAACUGUUUGAUGAAGGGAAAGUCAAGACGGAGUUCUCUCCCGUAUGGAUGAGUGGAUACGGAGAAGCACAGUUUCUUCAGUUCUUGAUAAGGAUGCAGAAAGCUAAGAGAGUCCUGGAGAUCGGGAUGUUUACAGGAUAUGUUGCCAUGGCAAUGGCGGAGACUCUUCCUGAAGAUGGCGUGGUGGUGACCUGUGAGAUAGAGCCUUAUUUGGUAGAGAUGGCGAGGGAGACAUUCGAUGGUUCACCAUACGGAAAGAAAAUAGAGAUAAGACAAGGUCUUGCCCUGGACUCACUGGACAACCUUGCCGAGGAGUGCCAGCAUUUCGAUAUCAUCUAUCUCGAUGCCGACAAGGCGACUUAUCCCGAUUACUACAAGAAAAUAAUGGAUCGAAGUCUUCUUGCUCCCGGGGCAACACUGGUGGUGGACAACGCCUUUGAAAUAGGGUUGGCGUACACCGAGUCGAACUCGGCAGUGGAUAGGAUGAACAAAAUCAUCAUGCAAGACGAAAGGGUGGACCAGAUUAUGUUAAACGUCUUCGAUGGCAUGUCGUUGAUCAGGAGGAAAGGGGAGUAACUCUAACAGUGUCUUUGACAAGAUGCAAAUGGGAACAACUCUUCACCAUACCGCGGAGACGAAGGUGACAUAACCUUCCACGUCAACGGAUCGCUCUAAUAUUUUCUGAAAUAAAGGCUAUAUACUUUGA